Ruditapes philippinarum (Manila clam) is the source of this 1245-nucleotide messenger RNA. RefSeq names its product SUMO-conjugating enzyme UBC9-B. Lineage: Eukaryota; Metazoa; Mollusca; Bivalvia; Venerida; Veneridae. The transcript is spliced from 8 exons. Bases 109 to 588 code for a protein of 159 amino acids. Gene Ontology annotation, molecular function: SUMO conjugating enzyme activity. The record is from RefSeq and is a predicted model, not a curated record. Gene Ontology annotation, cellular component: nucleus. Gene Ontology annotation, biological process: protein sumoylation.
AAGCGGGAAAUCAUUUAGUGGUGUUAACGUAGUCACGUGACCAGAAAAAAGAAAAAGGAACAACAAAUUUUUGAGCCAAAAUUAAAAAGACAGGCUGUUGAAUAAAGAAUGUCUGGAAUUGCCCUAGCUAGACUUGCAGAGGAGAGAAAGGCAUGGAGAAAAGACCAUCCUUUUGGCUUUGUGGCCAAACCAACAAAAAAUCCUGAUGGCUCUCUGAAUCUUCUGAAUUGGGAAUGUUUCCUACCAGGCAAAAAAGGGACAAACUGGGAGGGUGGUCUUUAUAAAAUCAGAAUGCUGUUUAAAGAAGAUUACCCCAGUUCACCACCUAAAUGUAAAUUUGAGCCUCCUUUAUUUCAUCCAAAUGUUUAUCCAUCUGGUACAGUGUGUUUAUCAUUGUUAGAUGAGGAAAAGGACUGGAGACCCGCUGUCACAAUAAAACAGAUCUUAUUAGGUAUACAAGAAUUGCUGAAUGAACCCAACAUCAAGGACCCUGCACAGGCUGAGGCUUACACUAUUUACUGUAAAAACAGAGAGGAGUAUAACAGAAGAAUAAAAGAGCAGGCAUUACUCAACAAGGAUCCAUCCUAAUAGAAUCUUCACUUUAGUCAAAACCGAACAGAAUACGACAACAGGAUCCGGACACAAGCUAUAAAAUACAGAGACCCUAAUGUAUAGGUUGUUUGGUUUAAUCAUCCAUGUGUGAAAAUAGGAAGAGUGUUUCAUCUGACAGAAAAGUGCUCCAGUUUGCAUUAUAAAUGUAGCUAAAAAAAGUUACUAAAAACCUAGAUUAUUCAAUUUAAAGAACAUUAUAUGCUAUAGAACUUUAACAUACUACCUUUGUAUGUAAUAUUUUGCAACUCAGAAAUUGAUAUUUUCUUAAAGAGAUUUGAAUGUUGUUUUUUUUACAUGGAAAAUGAAAUCUGUUGGAAAUUAUGUUUAUUUUAUUUAGGAAAAGGAUCAAAGCUAUGCACAUAGUAUGUGUAUUUUUAAAAAUCUUUUUGUUAUAGAAAAGAAAACCAUAGUAUCUUAGUGCAUUGUCAGGCAUUGUAUUUAUCUGUUGUUAGUGUUUCUUUACACUCCCAUCCCAAAGAAAUUUAAUACAUGUAGAAAAAUCAGUGAAGAAAUAUGAAGUGCUUAUCAAAUGAGAGAUGCAUUUAUACAUAACAUUUCCUGAGCUUCUGUGGGAGAAAGGGGAAUUUUGGUGUAAAUUAUAUUUGUAAAUAAAUGUAAUUACAAAAAACAGAA